AUUAUUAAUAUCUAUUAUAUAUUUGCUGCAAAAUUCUUUAUAACAUUUAAUUUUACCAUACAAUUUUUGUAAAAUGUCUAUAAAAGUACCUCCGGAUGGAGGUUGGGGUUGGAUGAUAGUCAUCGCUAAUUCGCUAAACGCCUUAUCAACCAUUCCGAUUAUACAAGGAUUCGGACUAAUAUUCAAAGACUCAUUCGCCGCUCUCAGUCUAACUGCAACAGAUACAUCAAUUAUAAUUAACGUGAAUUUAGCAUUCGGUAUGCUUCUCGGCCUGAUCAACGGACCACUUUUGAAAACUUUCGGUUAUAGAAAAAUUGGAUUGAUUGGAAGUAUACUGUACGCAACUGGGAUAAUACUGACGGCAUUCGCCAACAGCUUCGUUUCCAUUAUGAUUUGUUAUGGGAUACUAGCCUCUGUUGGUAUGGGUAUGUCGAUGGCCGGAUUCUCUUUGGCGCUCAAUACUUACUUUACCACGAAACGAGGGCGAGCUGCGGGCUUGGCAUUGACUCUUACAGGACUUGGUCCUAUUUUUAUGCCGCAACUUGCGUCUAUUUUACUUCCAAUCUACGGUAUUCAGGGAACACUCUUAAUAUUCGGCGCCUACAGUCUUCAUUCGAUGAUAGGCGUCAUGUUGCUACAUCCGGUUAAGUGGCACAUGAAAAGCGUGCCUCUCUGUCUCGAGACGCUUUCUGAAAAUCCCACGAGUUUAAAUAACGAAGAAGAUAAACUAAAGCGUAACAUGGAGGACGAAACAAAUGUAAACUCUUCGAGACAAACGAUAAAUACCUGUCAAAGAAAAAGGAAAUUGACUAUAUCGAGUAUUGAUCAUGAUAUUGAAGUCGGAAACAUUUAUGGGUUCGACGUACCUUUAUCUCGACAACUUUCUAUAGAUAGAUCAGUGUCGUAUGAUCCAAGUUAUGAUACCGAGACCUUACACAACCGUCUCAAAUGGUGGAAUUCGAAAAUAAGUGUGAACAGUGUUAAUCUCGGUAGCUGCAUACAAAUUUUUGAUGAGCCUGCUCCGUUAACAAAAAAAUUAACUUUUGUUACGAAUAAUAGUGUAAAUAGGAGCAACGGUACGAAUCAAGACAUGGUGGAAAAAAAUGCUCUAUUAGAAAAAGAAACAGAUGAUUCACAUAAAGAGAACUAUGAAGACGAUCAGGAAAAUACAAACGCCGUUCGCCGAAUUUUGCAACGCGUGAGCGAUCUUUACGAUUUCGACAUUUUGCGCGAUCCAAUUUACCUGAACAUCAUGCUGGGGAUGUCGAUAGCGAUUUUUGCCGAAGUGAACUUUUCCACUCUCACGCCGUUUAUUCUCGCUGAUAUGGGAUUGAAAACGGCGACAAUAGCCAAUAUCAUGAGUAUUAUCGCGAUAGCUGAUCUUAUUAGCCGAGGCGCGGCUCCUUAUUUGGGCGAAUUGCUGCGUCAGCCCCCUAGGAUAAUGUAUAUGAUCAGUCUGGCACUUUUGAUUAUUAGCCGAACCUCGCUGAUUUUUGCGAACAGCUUUGCUUCGCUGGUGGUCAUUGCAAUAGGUUUGGGCGGGGCGAAAGGUAUUAGAUCGGUGUACAUGGUCUUGGUAGUGCCCUACUACGUUCCCAUCGAAAAGUUGCCCAACGCGUCAGGAAUUCAGGCGAUGACCAACGGAGUGAUUCUUAUGUGCGCUGGUCCUAUGCUUGGUUUAAUACGAGACAGCACUGGAAGUUAUACCAUCUGCCUUAUUUUGAUUAACUGCGUAACCGUUGUCACGCUAAUUAUCUGGACAAUAGAAAUGAUAUUUGUGCGAAGAAAAUUAGCGAGACAAAGAUCAGGAUUGCCAAGAAACUCUUGAUGACUUUUAACAUAUAUUGAAACGAGAUAAUUAUACUUUCAUAAAUAAAGUAUUUUUCAAGUCACUCUCAUGUAAAUAAGUGCCAAUAACGCUGUAUAAAAAAAAAACAAGCAACAAUAUUUUAAUUUAAAUACAAGUGUCUGGAGAAACGU
Pseudomyrmex gracilis is the source of this 1980-nucleotide messenger RNA. RefSeq lists its product as uncharacterized. The transcript has 10 exons. The record is from RefSeq and is a predicted model, not a curated record. Lineage: Eukaryota; Metazoa; Arthropoda; Insecta; Hymenoptera; Formicidae. Gene Ontology annotation, biological process: transmembrane transport; monocarboxylic acid transport. The coding region runs from base 74 to 1828 and encodes 584 amino acids. Gene Ontology annotation, molecular function: monocarboxylic acid transmembrane transporter activity.